Molecule: messenger RNA, 1128 nt
Organism: Naegleria gruberi
Lineage: Eukaryota; Heterolobosea; Eutetramitea; Acrasida; Naegleriidae
Exons: 1
Coding region: 1-1080 (359 amino acids)
Source: RefSeq, a predicted model, not a curated record
AUGUCUCAACGUUUUCCAGUCUAUAAACCGCUUGGAGGAUCAUCACAAAAGAACCUAAGCAAUGCUAGUUUUAACUCUGAGAGGAGACCUUCAUCAGCUACUUUGCAAAGACCUACAUUAAGGAAAUCAAACUCACACAACAUGGAUGAUUCAAUAGCAAUGAUCAGAGGAGGUGGUACGCAAUCAAAUGUUCCAUCUUUUCAUUCAUCAACAAAUAGACCAUCUUCUGCAUACGGAAGAUAUAAGGAUGUAGAUAAUACAACAAAUGUACAUAAUAAUAAUAAUAGAAUAGGAGACUAUAAUCCAACAACUUCCAAAAGGCCUCAAUCAUCAUACUCUCGAACAACUCCCACUUUUAAUAGUAAUAAUCAUAACAACAAUUAUCAGCAACGAAGUAAUUCUAGUAAUGAGUAUGUUCCAAAGAAUUAUCUUAAGAAAAAUAGCAGGCAAGAUAUGUUGGGUUCAUUCCCAACCGAGGAGGAUAUGAAGAAAUCAAUUACAGGAAGAAAAAAUUCUGUAAAAAGGAUCCAGAAAUACCAGGAGGAAUAUCUCCCUCCUCAUACAUGUAAUGUGUUUUAUCAGCAAGGAAGACAUGCUGUUAAGAAUACACAAUGCAAAAGAUGCUCAAUGGCAUUCAGACAGCAGCAACCAAAAAAACCAACACCUAAACCAAAGAAACCUCAACUAAUUGAAAGACCUCCAAGCCCAGAAGGAAUAUUUAUGGUUAAGGAAAAUGUGAAUAAUGCUCCAAUGUACAUAGAUCCAGCACAAAAUCUCAGUGAAACGAAACAAUUACUCAAGGAUAAUAUCAAACAAUUACUUUAUCAUUAUAGAGACGAGAAAGAUAAGCUUUAUAAUCUUUCAAAAGGUGUACAGACAGGUUAUCUCGAUGAGCCUUACAUUGAUUAUUCAGUAUCUGUAAAACCAAAUCGAGUGAGAUCUCAAAAGGAAUUUAAUGACUAUGUCUCUAGAGGAAAGAGAAUUGAACUCUUUGAUGAUGACGAAUACCUUAGACUAAUGAAAGAAUAUGGAGUUGAUUGCGAGCCAAACUGUUUUCAAAUAGAGGGAAGACAAUGUUAAUUCAUUUUCAAUACCUCACAAUAAUACAUUAAUUUAUUUUUAAUUCAC